UUUAAGAUGUGGGCUCUCACGCCAGCACGACUUCAGACCAGGACUGCAGUGAUGUCGUUCAGUCUGAGGCUGAAGAUCCUUCUUAUCGUGUCCACCAGCACGGGGAGGCUGCAUGGAGACUCUGUUCCAGGAACGGAUCACCAGAUUUACUGCACAAAUGAUUUUGUGUUCACCGUCAACUGCUCCAUAAAGCUUCCCCCAGCGGCCAACACCUCGGCCAGCUCGUCCUGGCUGCAGUUUAUUGAUCCGCACGAUGAGGAAGAGAAUCACGUCUGCAGGCUGACAAACACCACAGGAGCCUUGUCCUGCUCUUUUAAGAGAUCUACUGAAGCACCAGAGCAAAGCGACUUUCCUUACAUCUUUGAUGACAUCCACAUCUAUGAAAUCUCCCUUUGUCAUGGCAAAGAUGGCAAAUCUGACAUGUGUGAGCUGUUGGAUGAUGGGUACAGACCUGUGACAAACAUCACACCCAAUGCUCCAUGCUGCCUCACAGUGAGGCACAACUCGAGUCGAUACCACUUCAGCUGGAAAAACACCUACGAGAGGUACAGCACCAGUAACGACCUGGCAGAAAAUCUAAAGUAUGAGCUGCACUUCUAUAAACUGGAGAACAAACACCCGGUGAUGAAGCAUAAAAUUGUCCCAGAAAGCACAAGCUACUCUUUGGAUGAGGAGAAAUGCGUGCCAGAUUCAGAGUACGCCGCCAGAGUGCGGUCCAGUCCUAACGGGGGUUUUUUCAAGGGGGAAUGGAGCAAUUGGUCACCUGAGGUUUUUUGGAGAACUGAACCAGCAACCGAAGAUUUCCCAUCAAAGGUGUCGAUUUCCCUUCAUACUGUGAUCAUUUCCUUAUGUGUGGUUAUCCCCGUCCUCAUUCUACUAUGCUUUGGUCCUAUGAAGAGAUGGAGGCAGAACAGCUUCAUCCCAACUCCAGCUCCUUAUUUUCAAACCCUGUACACAGACUGCCAAGGAGACUUUAAGAGCUGGGUCAUGACGCCGGACGAAACAGCAGAUGUCCUGAACGCAGAAGAAACACUCCACAUAGACAACCUGGAGAAGUGUGCAGACGAGCUGCUGACAGAGGGAAGCCCGUACAGAAACAUCCCCAACCUCAAAAGCCCCACUGAUCUGCAAAAAAGCCCAAACUCUGCGGAAACCAGCAUUUCGCGUUUGGUUCAUCUGUCGAUGACGGGAAGUCCUGCAGAGGACUCGGGCUGUUGGCUCUGCAGCAAUAAUUCUCUGGAGGAGCUUCCUCUGUGGUACUGCAACGAGUACUGCACCCUGAACUGCAUCCAGAAGGCCGCCUGUGGCACAUUGGAGGACCAUGCAAGCCUGAAAAAGUUCUGUCAGCCAAAACUCAGGGAGGAUCUCAUCAGGGAUGUAUAGCCUUGUAUCUUUGAAGUAAAACUUCCCGAUAAGCAAUAUUUCUGCAACAAUUCUUUGCCAAAUAAGCUGUUUUUCUAUUAUAUAUAAAACCUACCGGUACUGUGAAAAUACAGUUUUACUUGAGUCCUACUGGCUUCAUGAGUAUUUUUUAUCUGAAGGAGUUAAUGAAAUAUGUGCCUUUAAUAAAGAAAACCCAACAUUUCGUAGAAAGUUUUAUUAUUAAGCCAACACAUACAUGACCAAAGCACCAUAUAACCUUAAAGUCUGAUACAGAAGAAAGCCUACCUGCCUCAGCCACUGUGGCCGUUUAUCCCACAGCAAACACUCUGCAUAACAAAAAGACAGCCAAGGCAGCAAAUUCUAACGUAUAUUACAGAUCGAUGAAUACAAAACCUGGGGAAAAAAUGUAGACAGAACCAUCUAGAGACACUAGUGAUACAACAGUAUAAAAGUGCCAUUCAUUAUACAGCAAUUGGAAUACUGACAAUGAAGUAAGCUAUUUUACAUUAAAUUUUAGAGGGGGGCUGUGGGAAAAAAACAAACAAAAAAACCUUUUCA
Messenger RNA from Oryzias latipes (Japanese medaka), 1941 nucleotides. RefSeq names its product interleukin-21 receptor. Gene Ontology annotation, biological process: cytokine-mediated signaling pathway. Gene Ontology annotation, cellular component: external side of plasma membrane. The record is from RefSeq and is a predicted model, not a curated record. Gene Ontology annotation, molecular function: cytokine receptor activity; protein binding. NCBI's taxonomy places the organism in Eukaryota, Metazoa, Chordata, Actinopteri, Beloniformes, Adrianichthyidae.